UGCAUGGAUGUGUAUCGGUAUAGAAUCGGUUAAGGUAGCGCCAUGUUAUUAAUUGUUUGUUAAAUGCGAGGUCUCUGUAUAAUCUUGUUAUUUGUUUUAACGGAUGUAAUCGUAUUUUAAAUUAUUUCAGAAUUCGAGAUGUGGCACGAGGCAAGAAAACAAGAAAAAAAGAUUCGGGGCAUGAUGGUUGAUUAUAAAAGAAGAGCAGAAAGGAGAAGAGAAUAUUAUGAAAAAAUUAAACAGGAUCCUGCUCAAUUUCUGCAAGUGCAUGGACGUCCAGCCAAAAUUCACUUAGAUCCUGCAGUUGCUAUUGCAGCUGAUAGUCCUGCUACAAUGAUGCCCUGGCAAGGCCAUGCAGAUAAUUUGAUAGAUAGAUUCGAUGUUCGUGCUCAUUUAGAUAUCAUUCCUGAGUAUGAUCCAUCAAAGAAUGAUGAACCAAUACCAGAAGAUCGUCAAGCAUGCUAUGAAAGGUAUCGAACUUUAGUUCAAAAUGACUUCCUGGGUGUUAAUGAAGACAAGUUUUUACAUCAGAUAUUUAUUGAAGAGAGGUUUGGAAUUUUCAAGCCAGAUGAAGAAAAGAAAAAACCAACUGAUAAAAAGGCUGCUAUUGGUUAUGUUUAUGAAGAUAGCACUGAAUCACCUCAGCAUCAAAACAAUAUUUCAAAAGAGGACGAGGAUGAUGAGGAAAAUGAAGAAGAAAAGGAGGAGGAUUUAAGCGAUAUUGACUUAGAUGUGACAGUUGACGUCAACAUGCUGACCCCUGCUCAGUGUGAAGAAAUGAAUGCACAUUCCCUCAAAUAUGGGAUGGUAGAUGAGGAUUUUAUAACAUAUCUGCACCAUGAUAAAGAUGAAGCAGAGCAGCUGAAACUUGCCAGGGAGAUAGAAGAGGAAAAGGCCAUGUAUUCAGGCAGAAAAUCACGAAGAGAAAGAAGGGCUCUAAGAGAGAAGAAGCUUGCAGGCAGGAAGAUAACUAGCCCACCAAGUGAUUAUUUUGUUAAAUUUUUUAGCUAUGCAGCAAGAGAUAGUCCAACCUAUACACCUAUGAGGCAUUCAACAUCUAAAUCUCGUUCACGAUCCCCACCAGAUGCUGGUAAAAUUAUGUUUAUUACAAGCUUUGGUGGAGAAGGCUCAGAUGGAGAGCAGCUGUCUAAAUCGGGGAGUAAAAGCUCAACUAAUAAUUUAAAACCUGGAAAAAGCCAGAAGCCUAAAGACAGUUCUGGUUCUGUCUUUGGACCACAGUUACCUUUUAAAAUUGAUGAUGAGAAAUCUUCUCGAAUGUCAAGAAAUAGUUCUUAUUCAGAUUCUUCUCGAUCUUCUCAUCGUUCUAAAAGAAAACUUGAGAAACAUCAUUCUCGACACCGAUCCAGACAUUCUUCCCAUUCUUCUUCUGGCAGAUCUGUAUCUCCUAGGAAGAGUUCUCAUGACAAAAAAAGGUCUCGUAGAAGUAGAACUAGGUCUAGGUCCAGAUCAAGGUCUUAUUCUGUAUCUAAAUCUCGUUCACGAUCUUGCUCUCAACAUCUGACUUGGCGAAUUAAAGCAAAAUCUGCAUCUCAGUCCAGAUCUAGGUCUAAAUCUGCCACAAAAGUUGUUGAAAAUAAAUCAGAAUCACCAAAACUACCGCCACCUCCAGUAAAAUCAUAUUAUCGUCAUAGUUUAUCUAAAUCUAAUAGUGAAGUGUCUGAUGAGAGUGAAGAGGAUAAAUCGCCAUCUCGAACACCACAGCUUUCAAAUGUUUCAGGCAAUUCCCGAUUGCAGCCACUUAUGGGUAAAGCUGCUCCUGCCACCAAAGCAAAAAUGACUCCCCAAGAGCGGCUUAGACGAAAAAUGCAACUGGCUUUGAAGAAACAAUAUAAAGCUGAUAAACAAGCACAACUUGAAAAAACAGAGAAGCAACUUCAGGAAAGACAGGAUAGAGCUGAAGAACUGAGAGAGAUGGCCAUUAAAUUGCGACAAAGGGAAAGAGAAAGAAGGCACAAGAUGCGUGGAUAUGAUUACGAUUCAGACAGUGAUAGCACCUGGACUAAAAAUCCAGAUUAUCCUCAUAGGUCUGAUAGUAAUUAUUCAACUAAGAGGAAUAACCAAACAUCCAGUAGAAGUAAUAGCAGCUUUAGUAGUCAGGAGCGUAGUCCUCCUCCUGAUGCUCCUUCUAAUAGCAGGCGACGAAGCCGAUCUAAGACUCCAUCACGUUCUUCAAUUCGAAGUCCAAAUAAUGAAAGGAGGAGAUCUCCAUAUAGGAGAAAUAGUCCAACUCAUCGUAGUCCUAAGAGAAGUCCUCAACGUAAUUAUCGGAGAAGUCCAGGAUAUGGUUCAAGAAAUCAAUCUAACUCAUCACGUAGAUAUUCACCUCAAAGAAAUUCACCUCGUAGGUAUUCUCCUGCUAGAAAUCAGUCACGUAGAUAUUCGCCACCAAGAAACGAUUCUUAUAGAUAUUCCCCAUCUAGAAGUGAAUUUCAUAGAUACUCACCAUCUAGAAGUGAUUCUCAUAGAUAUUCACCAUCUAGAAGUGAUUCUCAUAGAUAUUCACCAUGUAGAAGCGAUUCUAAUAGGUAUUCACCAUCUAGAAGUGAUGCUCGUAGAUAUUCACCAUCCAGAAGUGAUGCUCGUAGAUAUUCGCCAUCCAGAAAUGAUUUGCAUAGAUAUUCACCAACCAGAAGUGAUUUGCAUAGAUAUUCACCAUCCAGAAGUGAUUUGCAUAGAUAUUCACCAUCUAGAAGUGAUUCAUAUAGAUAUGCACCAUCAAAGAAUGAUUCUUAUAGAUAUUCACCAUCAAGGAAUGAUUCUUAUAGAUAUUCACCAUCAAGGAACGAGUCCUACAGAUAUUCACCAUCAAGGAAUGAUUCUUAUAGAUAUUCACCAUCAAGAAAUGAUUCUCGAAGAUAUCAUCAGUCAAAAACUUACAGGCAAGGAAACUCUCCAUCACAGCGAUCAAGAUCACCAUCAAGAUCAUAUGGUACUAGACCCCUAGUUGAUUAUUAAAUGUUAGUUAUUUUUAAAAUCAUGUUGAUUGUUUAUCACAUUCAUUUCUUAAUAAAAUAUCUUACAUUUUGAUAUAUAUUUUUUUCUUUUGGACAUACAAAUUGUAAUAAAUGAAUUUGAAAUUCAAAAACUGAAUUUUUUUCUUCAUUUACUCCUUAAAUGACAUUGUGAAAUUAUACAUAUGCUGUUAAGGGAAGGAUAUUUGUGAUUGUCAUAUGUUGAAUUGAAUAUGAUGUGGUUUUUAUGUGUUCAGAAUAGAUCGUCUUUGAAAAAAAAAAAAAGAAAAAAGUGCACUUAGUUUAGUUUCUUAUAAUUUCUUAUUUCAUCAUAUUUACAUUUUUAGUUAAUUUGUGCAGCAAGCGAAAUAUGAUUAUGUGUUCUGAUUCUCUUCUUUAAUCAAGAAAUUAUAUUGAUAUAAUAACUGUAUCAAGAUUGAUUUUGUUUUAAGAUACAAGAUUGAUUGUACAUAGAUAAAAUCUGAAAGUGAGAAAUAUGUUUUCUGAGUCAAAGUAUUUUAAGAGAGAGAGAAAAGCCAUGUCUUAUUUGCAUUGUAUAUUUUUUAUUCAUUAGUAAUAAUUUACAUGAACAGAAUAGAAACCUGCAUGUUUAUAUAAUGCAUUAUUUGAUACUGCAUAUUACAUGAUAAACGUUUAACAAAGAAUUAUGCAAUACUAUGAACCUUUUACAAGGAACUAUAUAAUGUUAUAAACCUUUUACAAGGAACUAUGCAACAAUGAAACAUUUUACUAGGAACUAUGCAAUAUACUAAACAAUUUACAAAAAACUAUACAAUAUAAUAAAUAUUUACAAAGAGUUAUGCAAAUGCUUUUUAUGAUCUAGUGCUUUAUAUCUCUUAGGCUGUAUUCAAGAUGCAUUUUCAAUUAAGACAAAGAAUAUUUUUAUUACAGUAAGUGCCAUUUAAUAUAAUUAUAUUUGACCUUUCUAAUGAAAUCCAAUAAUCAAAUAAAAGUAUGGUACUCUGUUAAAAGAAACUUAUUUUGGAUUUUUGUUUUAAUUUUGAAAAAUGAUUUUUGAAAUUCGUGAUGUGCUAAAAUAAGAAAUAUAUAAUAACAUGUUAAGUAGUUGAUAAUUUUAAAAUAAGCAUAUGCUAAAACAUUUUUCUUUUACCACAACCGAAAAUAAAUUGAUAGCUAGUUUAUAAUUGUUAGUUUAUAUUGUUGAGGUGAGAGUAAGAUUUACGUAUUAAAUUUCAAAUCUUUUAUCAUUUGGAUUUUGAAACUUCCGUUUUGCAUUUUUUUUUAAAUCUUUAUGAGGCAUCAUUUUAUAUUGUUUCAUCAUAUUAUACAUGGAUUUUUUUUUUUUUUUUUUUUUUUUUUUGUUUAUAAAAUUUGGCUUGUGGGGAAUGGAGGAAAAGCAGAAGUUUUAAUGUUUCAUUCCUGCUUUUUGCCAUGUAAAGUGUUAGAUUAUCUUAAACAAAUAAAUACUUUUUGCCCAAUAGGCACUGAAAAUAUUAAAAAAUAUUGAGUGCUAAUAACAAUUUUUUACUAUGCUAUUUGUAAUUUUGAAUCUGAUUUUCAAUUUCUCUAUUCAGCUUUUGAUACCUUAAAAAUCAUACAAUUGUUCGGAGUUUCGAAUUCUUUGUUACUUAGAAUUAUAAAUACAGAGAAAAAUUACUAGCUUUUAUUUUUUUUAUUAUGUCUUCGUUUAGACUAUAAUAUAAGGCAAAUAACAAUUGCUAUUUGCAUAUUGAAUUAAGUUAAAGAUGAUAGAAUUGCACGAUUUUAAUUAUAGAAAAAUGAUUGAUGAUAAUAAUUGUGAUUUAAUUAAUUAGUGGCUGCUGAAAUUUAUUUCUUUGAAAAAUAUUUGACAUUAAAUUAAGGGAUUUUGAUAUUUCUGUUAUUUAAAAAUUUGGCUGGUUAUUAUAUAUUUCCUUAUUAAUUCCAUUUCAGAUGUUUAUUAUCCAUAUGAUUUUUUUUUCUGUGAUUAAGUUUACAUAUAUAAUUGCUUGCUGUAAAUUUCAUCCAUGUUAAAUAAUUCUCCUGCAUCUGACUUCCACUGUAAAAAAUAUUUUCCUAUUAGAGCAAUAAGAAUUAUUAAUGUGAGCAAUAUAUUAUACUUGUAAUGUAUGUAAUUAUGUUGUCAAAUAGUAAACAUUUCUGUGGUGUACUGUGUGCUGUUGCUUGUAAAUAAAUACAAGUACUAUCAAACUUUGUUAAAGCAUGAUUGUUUAUCUUUUUCUGGACUUCCAUUUUUGAAUCCUUCUGCCAAAGAUUUUUUGUUACUUAUUUUUUUGUUAUUUAAUGAAUAAAUUGAACUAAAAUAUCUUAUGUAAGGUUUUCUAUUAUGUAUUAUCUAAAACAACUUAAUCUUAGAGAUAUCUGAUUAUUACAGUUCGAUACUUUUUUCUUCACCUCCUUAGCUGUGCAAUGGUACAGAAUUAUUUGGCUGGUAUUACAGUUGUGCAGUCAGGAGCCUUUAUUCCUUUUAAAAAUGCAGUAUUAGAUUGUUUUUGUAAUAUUUUACAAAUACUUCCCUAUUUCUGAAUAUCUACUUUGGAAUUGUUUUCUUGCUGUGUAACUGUAUCCAGCUGAUACUUUUUCUAUAAUUAUAUUGUAAUAGAUUGAUUUAAAUUUUAUUAUAUGUCAUAAAAAUUGUCAUUACUACUAUUGGCCAAAUAGAUAUAUACAAGAUAUUCUUUGACUUCAUUAGGAAAAAUAAAUUACUUAAUGAUUCUUUUUUUUUUUUUUUUUUAUGAAAUCAAUUAUUGCAACUUGUAAUUUUAUUUUCUGUAUUUAUUUGAAACUAUUUUUGCAAUUUUUCUCUUGGUUUGAGCUUGAAAUUUAAAUAAGAAAACUGAUUUCACCAUUUUGAUUAUUAUUUGAGAGUGAAUAUCUCAUAAAAAACAAGAUUAAUAAUUUUUAAAUUUUUCUUUGAUUGUUGAAUUAAAUGACUUUAUUAAGGCAAAUAAAUUUCUGAUUGUGAUAUAUUUUUUUUUGCUGAUUAAAGAAGUUUGUGAAAGGACUUAUGCUUCAGGUGUUAAUUAUACUCUACAUAUUCAGCCCAACUUUCAUUUGUAUGAAAGUUUUAAAUGACUUUCUUUUUUAUGACUUUGUUAUGAAAAUAAGAUUUUCUCUCAGCUUGUGUCAUUGUAUCCAUAUGCUUAUUUGAAAUGAAUAAUAAAGUUGACUUUGUACUAAA
Argiope bruennichi is the source of this 6135-nucleotide messenger RNA. Its product is annotated as CLK4-associating serine/arginine rich protein-like. The coding region runs from base 139 to 2976 and encodes 945 amino acids. The transcript has 20 exons. Lineage: Eukaryota; Metazoa; Arthropoda; Arachnida; Araneae; Araneidae. The record is from RefSeq and is a predicted model, not a curated record.